UUUCGGAGACGGUAGAGACAGUCUUUCUGUUAUAUAAUUACCGAUACAUUUUGAAGCGCUGAGUUUGGUUCCGUGCAUGUAACCUAUAGAGCUCUGACAGCGGCGCGUGUUGACGGUUGGAACAAAAACGGAAAAUAAAAUUGACCCAACAUGAGAAGAACAGGCUGCUGGACGAAGUUUUUAUCCGUAUUUUCUUUUGUUUGACUCGCAGUUGCCACUUUAAAACAGACUGUUAGUCCCUCCUGUGUCGCAUGAAAUAGAAAAUGCGUCGCUUUUGAACUUCAUCUCCAAAAGUGGAUGUGAUCAUCAGCAGUCAGGUUUCAUUGUCCAUAAGUGGGGAGCAGCCCAUGGACCUAAGUGUCACCCAGAGGUUGUUGCAUUCAGUUCCAGAUUCGGCCAUGCUGGCCCCCCGCCCUCCCUUCUUUUCGGGACCCAUCACUGCUCAGCAUUGCUCCCAGUUUUCCCAGCAACGCUUGCAGUAUAACAUUGAACAAAGGCAAAGAGAGAUGGAGGAGGAGAAAAGAGAAGAGCUGCAACAACUGAUACGAAAGAAUAAAAAUGAGCAGAGUGCUGUAGCCAGUCCCCUGGUAAGGCAGAAACUUCGGGAACAUAUAAUUAUGAAGAACCAGCCCACCCAUGAUAGGGUUACUCCCAACCACACCAGUCCUACUUCAGGAUACAGGUUACCGGUUCCUGACAUGUCCCCAAAUCCUCAGCCUACACCCUGCGAGCAGCGUAAGGACCUCGCCCUGCGCAGGACAGUCUCUGAGCCCACUCUGAAGUGGAAGUUGAAGAAGCUGAUCAGUACAAGGCCAAACCCACUGCAGCGUAAGAUCAGUGCCCCUCCUGCUGUCAAGCACAGGACAGAAACUCUGGACUCCUCCCCCAGCAGCAGCAGCACCCCAGCAUCAGGGUGCAGCUCACCCAAUGACAGCCUCCAUUCAGAUAAUGGGGCCCUUCCAGUGGCUCAUGAGGUACAGAGGUUGCUGCUGAAGGAUGGUAGUUUGGCUCAUUUCACCUUGCCUCCCAACCCCACUGCCAUGCACAACAUCACGGCUGGACUUCCAGCCCAGGCUGACAUGCAAGUAGCCAGGCCAUUGGCAGUAUCAGGUCUGCAUCAGGUCUACUUGCCUGUGGAAGGAAACAGUCAAGCCUUGGCCCAGCGCCUGCAGCCUGUGCUCAUACUGGAACCACAUACUGGACUGGUGCACUCCCAGUUUGUCUCUUUUCCUCUGCAGCAGCAGCAGCCUCACCUGUCCUCCCCCUCCAGAAGAGAAGGCGUAGUCAACUUGCCCUUGCACAGACCCGUGGAGCGAACACGCUCAGAGCCACCGCCCUACAGCCACUCACCCUUCACUCUGCAUGCCAGCCAGCACUCACACACUCAGCACCAGCUGCUUCAGCAAUACUACAAGAGCGGGCUGGAGAGGUUCAAGCAGAAUGCACACCUGAGCAAGCCAAUGAGCAAGUCCAUUGAGAAGCCUCGUCUGACACAGAUCCCAUCAGAGGACAUGGACCUGGAGGAGAUUGGAUCAGGAUCUGGUUCGGGACCAGGGUCUGUGUGCGGCUCCGAAACAGGCUCAGUGUGUGAGGAUGGCCAUCGCAGGAGACAGAGCACUGCAAGCACAGACUCAGUUUAUGGCACAGAGUCCACAACCUCCUCACGGGAGAGCUUGAUCGAGCCCGGUCAGAGGCAGGUGAUCCUUAGAGCAGGUCUCCAGCUGGACCCCCUGAGUGUGCCUGCCCUAAUUUGGCCUCACCAGCCUCUGGUUCGGACCCGGUCUUCCCCAGCCUCCACCUCCCUGCCUCCUCCACAUCCACCCACCACCAUACCUUCUCUGUCAUUAUCCAGCCCUACUGCAGAUGUCCAGCUACGUUUCACCACCGGUCUGGUUUAUGACGCCCAGAUGCAGAAGCACCAAUGUACCUGUGGUGACAACAGCCGCCACCCUGAGCAUGCUGGGAGGGUCCAGAGCAUCUGGUCUAGACUGCUUGAAAGAGGCCUCAGGAACCAGUGUGAGCGUAUCCGCAGUAGGAAGGCCACUCUAGAAGAGCUGCAGUCGGUCCAUUCAGAGAAACAUGUGCUUCUGUUCGGCACCAACCCUCUCAACCGCCUCAAGCUGGACAACCGAAAGCUGGCUGGAAUCCUAUCUCAACGAAUUUUUGUGAUGUUACCAUGUGGAGGAGUUGGGGUAGAUAUCGAUACAAUCUGGAAUGAACUUCACACAUCAGCAGCUUCCCGUAUCGCUGCAGGAUGUGUCACAGACCUGGCACUGAAAGUCGCACAAGGAGAGCUGAAGAAUGGCUUUGCUGUGGUGAGGCCCCCUGGACACCAUGCAACCCAGUCCUCCCCUCAGGGCUUCUGUUUCUUCAACUCUGUGGCCAUUGCUGCCAAGCAACUCCAACACAAACUCAACGUCAGCAAGAUCCUCAUCGUUGACUGGGACGUUCACCAUGGCAACGGCACCCAGGAAGCUUUCUAUAACGACCCAAGUGUGCUGUACAUCUCUCUACACCGCUAUGACGAUGGCAACUUCUUUCCUGGUAGUGGACAUCCCAGUGAGGUGGGUGCAGGUGCAGGCGAAGGCUUCAAUGUGAAUGUAGGGUGGACAGGAGGUUUGAACCCGCCCAUGGGAGAUGCUGAGUACCUGGCUGCAUUCAGAGCCGUGGUGAUGCCCAUUGCCCACGAGUUUUCCCCCGAUGUAGUGCUGGUGUCAGCUGGCUUUGAUGCUGUUGAAGGACAUUCGUCAUCACUGGGAGGCUACAAGGUCACAGCCAAGUGUUUCGGCUUCCUCACCCGUCAGCUCAUGUCACUGGCUGGUGGUCGGGUAGUGCUGGCUCUGGAGGGGGGGCAUGACCUCAAAGCCAUCUGUGACGCCUCUGAAGCCUGCGUCAGUGCCUUGUUGGGCAUGGAGGUGGAGCCACUGUCCCAGUCCGUCUUGGACCAGAAGCCUUGUGAAAACGCUGUCCAGUCACUGCAGAGAGUCAUCCAGUUUCAGGGUGAAUACUGGCAGAGUGUGAAGGAUUCGGCCGCCACUGUGGAUCUGUCCUACCUGCAAGCCCAGAGACGACGGCUGAGACGAGACUCGGACAGCGAGGCCAUCAGCGCCAUCGCCGCAUUGUCGAUGGGAUCUCUCAUGUCUGACAGGAAACAGCCAGAUAAACUGACAGAGAAAGGUGAUUCUCUCUGAAAAAAAUAUUCUCUUGACAGCUGCGUUCAACCAAGUCUCAAUGGACACACACACUCACUCACUCACUCACUCACUCACUCACACAUGCACACACACACACACAGAGCUAUACAUUUGGACCAUCAGUGGAACCAGAUGUCCUCCUCAGUUCAACCACUGUAUUCAUCGCCUCACAGAAACUCCUCCACCUGCAUUACUACUGGCUGCAGUACUACUGGAUCAACCACUCUGAUUCGAACACACACUGAGCAACAGCAGACCUGGACACCUGGACAACAUUCAUAUUCUCAUGACGCCUCCACAGGCUCUUCCUGAAGGGGAUGUCACACACUGGACUGAGAGAAAGUUGAACAGAAAGACAGCCAGAGGCAGACUAAUGAAGGAUGUUCACUCCUGUAGCAUUUGGAGCUGCCAGCAUGACGUAGCACGAACACACAGCUCUGUGACUUUAAACAUUCACCUUGUUAACGUCUCCCACGAGACCUGCGCGUGACCACUCGGACUGUUGUAACCUUGAAGCAGGGGGGCCAGAGGUCAUCUCGGCUUACUGGAGCCAAUCACUCAGAGCGGAAGGAGUCGUCCCCACAGGACGUGCCUGUGAAGGAGAGCAGACACAUCCGCGCUGCACUUAAAACGUGUCCUGCUAUGAUGAUGUCAUUUGUCUGCAGCUGACAAAGAUCCAAUGAAGGAAAAGAUCUUCUCUGAUCAUUUUUUUUUUUUUUUGCACUGUACCGUUCUGUAAUGGUAAUGUGAAAUAGACAAGAUGGAGAAGACGGAUAUUGACAAUCAAACAUCUCGUUUGCUCAUAUUUUGAAUUAAUUUGAAUAUUCAUUCAUUUGACCUAUGACACACAUUUCUGUGAAUGUCAGCAUGAGAUUUUUUUUUUGUUUACGAAUCCAGUAAUCCAGAGUGAAGCUACAGUGAAGUCUGAGAUACAUAUGUUUCAUAUUGUUUUGUAUGUCCACAUAUUUUCUUAAAUCUUUCUUCUUUUUUUUUUUCUUCUUCUUGGCCUGUCAGGCGAGCACAUGCAGCAAGGCUCUAGAUGGCUGCAGUUAUUGUUAUUGCUCGCGGACAGAUGAAAGAAGAGAAGAAGAGCAUCUUAAAUGUAUAGACAUACUGUAGUUUGUAUCUGUGGCAUUAGUCACAAUGAUGAGCUAAUACCUCUAGUCACUGGAGCAUCGAUAUCAGGGGAGAAAGUUGUCACUCUCAAAGAGAUUUUAUACAUGUCAGCAAAGACAGAAUUCACCCAUGAUGCCUCAGUGCAGCUUGACCACUCAGAAAUGAUUGUAUAUAAAAAUGCAGAUCACGUCUUCUCUGUCAGGAGGUUGAUUUUGACAUCUUGGAUGAGACUCACAUCCAAAGCCACAUGGACUUUAUGACAAUCACACACACAAAGUGCACUUAAAAUGCCCUCAGGAUGGGAGGGUCAGAAUGACUUUGGUCUUAAACUUUGAACUUUGAUCAUGUUUGUUAAGUGGACCAGUGUUUCUACCUGUGGAUGAGCAUUCCUGCUGUAUUUUGUAAAUUUAUUUUAUACAUUUCUUUCUUUUGUAACAAGGAUAAAGUGAGCUGUCCUUUGUUCGUCAUUUUAGAAGUGCUGUUCUGUUUAUUGUCAGCAGGAUGCUGGGAUGUUUUGCUGCCCGGACCAAACAAGGACAUUUUAGCAGUUAGGAUGGAGCAAUAAUACUGAGAUAGUUGAAUAUCCACACAAUGCAAUUGGACACAGGUUAAGCGCAACCAAAGUUUAUGAGAACAAUGUGCCGUCCCUGGACUGGCAUGGCUUAAAGAACUUCAAAGACUUUCAAGAGUUUGUGAAUGUUUCUUUUUUCUAUCCAAACAGUUGAACAGCACCAAAAGCACAGGAUGGAUAUAUAAACAAAUUCAUUUCUCAAAAAAAAAAAAAAAACCUACAUGACUUCUAUUUAUACUUUCAGAUUCUGUCUUUGAAGUGCUCUUUGCAUGUGUAACACACUUUUGAUGGUGCUAUAGGUUAUUUUUUAAUACAGUAUGUUUGCUCUUUUUUUUUCUUUCUUUAUGUUGCGUGAUGUAUGCAACUCAAAGCCUGUCAAACCUUUGCUGAUCUAAUGCAAAUGUGAAAACACAUGACAGCAAGAGAAAACGGAGCCGUUUCAGCUCCAGUCCUUCAGAGGAGCGUCACUUUACGUAGCGUCACGAGCGCGUUCAUGAGAGUGACCUUACACAUCUCAUGUCUUAUCUUUUGUCUUAAUGACUUAUUUUUGUAUUUGAUCUGAGAAAUUAAUCCCAUGCGUAUGUAGAGACCAAAUUAUCAGCCCAUGUGCCUUGAAGUAUCAAGCUGACCAAUCUGUAUGAAGGUAGCAUCAACAAACGGGAUCUUAAUUAAAACUGCAGGCCAAGUCCAGUUUUAUCAGAACUGACUGAUUUUUUUCUGUACAGUGUACAUAAUGACUUAUUUUGUUUUUUGUCUUUUUCUACCACUUUUGUUUCCA
Seriola dumerili (greater amberjack) is the source of this 5659-nucleotide messenger RNA. RefSeq names its product histone deacetylase 7-like. Bases 348 to 3191 code for a protein of 947 amino acids. The record is from RefSeq and is a predicted model, not a curated record. The transcript has 25 exons. Gene Ontology annotation, molecular function: histone deacetylase activity. Gene Ontology annotation, cellular component: histone deacetylase complex. Gene Ontology annotation, biological process: negative regulation of transcription by RNA polymerase II; chromatin organization. Lineage: Eukaryota; Metazoa; Chordata; Actinopteri; Carangiformes; Carangidae.